This is a messenger RNA of Micromonas commoda, 2466 nucleotides long. Its product is annotated as DUF89/ Fructose-1,6-bisphosphatase. Bases 1 to 2466 code for a protein of 821 amino acids. Gene Ontology annotation, cellular component: cytoplasm; nucleus. Gene Ontology annotation, molecular function: fructose 1,6-bisphosphate 1-phosphatase activity. The record is from RefSeq and is a predicted model, not a curated record. The transcript has a single exon. Gene Ontology annotation, biological process: DNA damage response; carbohydrate metabolic process. Lineage: Eukaryota; Viridiplantae; Chlorophyta; Mamiellophyceae; Mamiellales; Mamiellaceae.
AUGAUCUCGACGCCAUCGGGCGGGCCUCGAACGUGGGACGGCUCCACGCCCCCCGUCAUAACCUCCGACGAGCCCGGAUCGUGGGCGCACGACACCGUGUCGCGAAGGCUGCGAGAGGACAUCCUCGCGCGCGUGUUCCGCGACAACGCGGAAGUUCUCGCGUCCGGGACCAUCGCCGAGGCGAACCUGCGCGCGCUCGACGCGGAGCUCGCCGCCGCGGCGACCAGCGUCAUCACGCGCGUCCCACCCGACGGCGGCCCCGAUCUGGACACAUGGACCCAGCUUUGCGAGCCACACCUCGGGAAGACGUGGCUGGAAGCGCCCUGGCUCUUCGCGGAGUUUUACUUCUACAGGAGGAUCCUCGCGGCGAUCGGAUACUUCGACCGCGCGUCCCCCGCGUUCGGCCGCGACCCUUUCGCGGCUGACAAGAGGGCGGGUUUAGAAGCCGGCAUGCGCGCGGCGACACAGCUGGCGAGGCGAGCAAACGCAUUCGCGGAAAAACGUCAAGGCGGUGUCGCCGCGACUGCCGAGGAGGUGCGUCUGUUCCUCAUGGUGGCGCUGUGGGGCAACCGCAUGGAUCUCAGCAUCUGGCCCGAGGACGGGGGGAACGAAGGAGGAGGUACGAAGGGCGAACGCGCCGCGAACGCCUUCGCUGAAGCGCUCUCGUCGGGGGAAAAAUAUCUCCUCUCCGACGACUCGCAAGCCGCGGCUCGCCUCCUCCUUUCCGACCCUAAGGGUCCCGCCGAUAAACGACAACAAACCGCGGGGGGAACGAAGCAAACAAAGGAUGUCAGCGUCGUGGUGGACAACGCCGGGUUCGAGCUCACGUGCGACCUGGCGCUGGCGGACGCGUUGAUAGUUGCCGGGUGUACGCGCAGGGUAACGCUGCGGGUGAAGGCUCACCCCGUCUUCGUCUCUGACGCAACCGUCGCCGACGCGAUGGAUACCAUCGACGCGAUGGCAUCGUCCGCCGACGCCGACGUCGCCGCCAUGGGCGCGCGUUGGCGCGUUCACCUGUCCUCCGGGGCGUGGGUGCUCGUGCCGGACUUCGCGUGGUGCCAGCCGCAACCUUUCUGGUCGUUGCCGGAACCCGUCGCCGCGGAACUUCGGCAAUCGCGUUUGGUCAUCGUCAAGGGCGACGCCAACUACCGGAGGCUUCUCGGGGACGCGCGGUGGGACCUGGCGAUGCCGUUCGCAGACGUGACGUGCUGCUUCCCCGCGCCGUUGCUCGCGCUGCGGACGCUCAAGGCGGAGCUCGGGUGCGGGAUUUCGCGUUCGAAAGAAAUUGAAGCGAAAGAGAAACAUCCGGGCGAUUGGAUGACUUCCGGAACGUUCGGGUGCGCGCAGUUGAACGCGGCGCCGGCGGGGCAACACGCGGUGGCGUCCCUCGCGACGGCGCUCCCGCCCGACGCGUCGUUCGCGGGUGUUAAAGGGGGACGCGUUAAAGGAGUUGGAGGCGAAGGAGGAGGAGGUUUAACCCUCGCCGAGCGCGAGCGGCUGGACCUCGCGAAGACGCUCGUCGCGCUGGCCAACGCCAGCCGCGAGCUCGCGCGAACGCUUCGAAGCGCGCCGGCUCGAUCGUCCGUAACGCUCGGCUCGGCACCCGGCGGGACACGAAACGCCACGGGGGACGACCAGCGAAAGCUGGACGUCGUCGCGGACGACAUCUUCGCGUCGCACCUCGGGGCGUGCGGGGGUGUACGCUGGUACUCGAGCGAGGAGACGGAUUUCCCGCUCGAGCUCGACGCAAACGGGACGAUGGUUGUGUGCUGCGACCCGCUGGAUGGGUCCCGGAAUAUCGACUGCAACAUCCCGGUGGGCAGCAUCUUCGGCGUCUACCGCGUGGUGCGCACGCUCGGGGGAGGCGAGGGCGACGGCGUCGCGCAGUGCACGCAGCCGGCGAGGGCGCAAGUAGCCGCCGGGUACGCGCAUCACAGCGGCGCCACGACGUUGGUCCUCGCCGUCGGCGAUACGGGUUCGGCGGUGGAAUUCGUCCUCGACGACGACACCGGCGCCUUCGUCGUCGCCGCCGACGGCGCUCCGCUGCGUUGCCCGCCCCGGGGGCAGAUCUAUUCCCUCAACGACGCGAGGUUCGACGAUUGGCCGGAGGGUCUGCGGCGGUACGUCGUCGACGCUCGUCGGGGCGAAAAUCAGACUGGGAAGCAGUACAGCGCCAGGUACGUGUGCUCGCUCGUGGGUGACUUUCACCGGACGAUGAAGUACGGGGGCUGGUGCGGAAACCCUCGGCCGCACUUGAGGUGGCAGUUCGAGGUUGCGCCCCUGGCGUUCGUGGCGAGAGCCGCGGGCGCGAUCGCUACGGAUGGAACGAACGACGUGAUGGCGAAUGAAGACGGUCCGUCCGCGGCGCACGAACGGACGCCGCUGUUCGUGGGCAGCGUCGACGACGUGGCGGAGCUGUUGACGUACGGGGACGUUCGGCAGGUGGCCAAGACGUACGCCCUGUGA